Messenger RNA from Drosophila erecta, 1408 nucleotides. RefSeq lists its product as uncharacterized. The transcript has 5 exons. The record is from RefSeq and is a predicted model, not a curated record. Bases 11 to 1399 code for a protein of 462 amino acids. NCBI's taxonomy places the organism in Eukaryota, Metazoa, Arthropoda, Insecta, Diptera, Drosophilidae.
CAGUCACAAAAUGUUUCAGUUCCUGUUGGUUUGCUUCGUUCUACUCACCAGACGCAGCUCCGACGGCAGCCUGUGCGCCACAAAGGUCAUAGUGCGCGUGCCUCGGGACAAGGACAUUGGCUUGAUCUUCGAUAUGACCGUCACCAACCGCAUCCGGAGCGACAAAAGGGAGACGCUGGACUUCACUGUCGUCUCGAAUGGGGAAUGCACUGUGAACACGACCCACGGAGAGCAGGUGCACGCGAUGGGACGAAUCUUUGGCGGGGAUUUCGGCUCCGUCGAACCGGGCAAGAGUGAAACUGUUUCCCUGGUGUGGCCCACUGUGUCGCUGUACAACCGGGUGGGCAGCUGCCCCAUUUUGAUCUCAGCCACGAGUGCCCACGCUACGGAUGCAGUGGCAACUGCGAGGCAAGUGCUGCACUUCGACACCCGCUUCGACACCCUGGAUCCGCACAGCAACAAGCUGCGGCGGCGGAAGGAUUACAAGAACUGUGGCAACUGGGACAAGAAUUACCUGCGGAACUGCACACCGGUGAACUGCGAGGAGCGAUACUUUGGGAAACGGAGCUAUUUCAACGUGGAAACGGAACAGUGCGAACCGGCAUCGGAUUGCUCUGGUCCGGGGGAGUACUACGACAUCUUCAGCAACGAGGGCGUCGAUCCCGGGAAUUUUGUGUCCGAGGAGGAGUUGGACCAAAUUAAGCAAGGAAACUACGAUUCAAAUUUUUUGGAUUUGCGUGGGCCUCCACCGCUGCAUGAGCCGAAAGCCAAUAAGGCACGUCAAUACAAGAAAAAGAGCAGGAGACUAGCCGACCCAACAAGGCACUUUUUUCAUUCCAAGCCCACAAAGUCAGAUGAUUGCGACAACUCGCGUAAGCUGACUCUGGCCGACUUCAAUGACUGCUUUCAGCAUUUGAAGGAUGGCCAGUCCCAGUCCCAGUCCCAGUCCCAGUUCGUAGAGUCCGUAAAUGAAAAGAUAAUCAAGAAGAAGUCGCCAUUCGAGGUGCCUAUGCUAACACAGCUCUAUUACGACUGGUACCUUCCUUUAAGGACCGAUAGCUGGGGAGAAGGCGGAGAAAUCGGUGGCAUAGGUGAUCCGAGUCCCCAAAAUGUCUCAUCGGGAUCGGAACCUCUCAUAAUGUGGAUUGGCAAACUGGAUUGGAGGGGCUGGGUGUUCCUAAUCCUCAAGGGAAGCUUUUUCAUCUUAUUGCUAAUUGUGUUUCAGAUUUUCGCCACUCUGACGGCGUAUUUUCUGGUGUGCCUAUUUGUCUAUGGGUUCAUGGAACUGUACAGCUUUUGGACUAGUGACGAGGCACCCGAAACUUUUAUGAUGGACUCCAGUUCUCAAUCGACCGCCUUUAAUCUAGUCACCUCAGAAAGCUUGAUGUCCCAUCGAUAACUGAGUAUU